Fusarium oxysporum Fo47 is the source of this 2084-nucleotide messenger RNA. RefSeq names its product thiamine diphosphate-binding protein. NCBI's taxonomy places the organism in Eukaryota, Fungi, Ascomycota, Sordariomycetes, Hypocreales, Nectriaceae. Bases 1 to 1896 code for a protein of 631 amino acids. The record is from RefSeq and is a predicted model, not a curated record. Gene Ontology annotation, molecular function: thiamine pyrophosphate binding; carboxy-lyase activity; magnesium ion binding. The transcript has 7 exons.
AUGUCUCAGAUCAAAGUUGGUGACUACCUCUUCCGCCGUCUUCACGAGCUCGGCAUCCGCUCAGUCUUUGGCGUUCCAGGAGACUACGAACUUGCCCUCCUGGAUCUCGUCACAGACAACGACCUCGUCUGGAAGGGUAACCCUAAUGAACUCAUCUCUUCUUACGCUGCAGAUGGCUAUGCUCGUGUCCGUGGCGCGGGAGCCUUUGUCACCACCUUCGGUCCUGGUGAACUAUCCGCGUAUUGUGGUAUGGCUGGCCACUACGCGGAAUUUGUUCCUGUUGUGCAUAUCGUUGGCUACCCAACUGUCGAUGCUGUCCGCAACAAGAGAAUCAUGCAUCACAGUCUUGGAAACGGGAAGUUCGACAUGUAUGAGAACAUGGCUAAGAACAUCACCGCUGCAACUGUCGUGAUCAACUAUGCACCUACUGCGGCCCGAGAGAUCGAUGAAGCGCUUACUGUUAUGAUGCGUGCUGUGCGCAACGGUGUCCUUGAAGAAUCGCAUGAGCUGAUCAAGUUGACCAACCUCCCAACCUUUACUACCGCGAUGGGCAAAGGGGGCCUUGAUGAAUCCAUUCCCCAGUUCGCAGGUGUCCACUCCGGGGCUGGCACUCUGCCCGCCGUGAAAGAGGCGCUUGAAUCUGUUGACACAGUCAUCUGGAUCGGCAACUAUCCUUCUGAUUUCAACACGGGCGAGUUUACGACUGUUGUAAACAAGGAUGCCAUUGUUAUUGACCUCCAACGUUUCGCGGUUUCUAUUGGCAAGAUCCAGUACCCGGUCUCAAUGAAGCAUGCCAGCGACGACCUGAAGCAAGAUUUCCUCUGGGGUAAACUCAGUUCCUUUUUCCGCCCUGGUGAUGUUAUCAUUGGUGAGACCGGUACCUCCGCUUUCGGCCUGUGCGAUACCAAACUCCCCAGCGGAGUGAUGAUGUUCAACCAAACCGUAUAUGGCAGUAUUGGGUAUGCUACUGGUGCCAUUGUUGGAGUUGGUCAGGCUAUCAAGGAAAGCGAAGGGAAGUGGAAGAGGCCUGUCCUCGUCACUGGAGAAGGCUCUAUGCACCUCACUAUUCAGGCACUGGCAGAUAUGCUGCGGUGGGACCUCAAGCCAAUCAUAUUCGUGCUCAACAAUGGCGGAUACACAGUCGAGCGUCUCAUUCACGGCAAGGAAGCCUUUUAUAAUGAGGUCGCAGUUCUGGACUAUUCCAUGCUCGGCAGGACUUUCGGACCAGCAUUCGAAUCCAAGUACCACGGUCCUAUCAAGACUUGCGGAGAGCUAUCGUCACUCCUUCGAGACCCCAACUUUGGCAAUGUAGGCUGCAUUGAGUUGGUCGAACUCAUCUUACCUCCUCUCGACGCACCUUCUGCUGUCAUCAAGACUGGUGCCGCGAUCGAUGCAUUCAACAAAGCCAAGGCUGAGCAGGGGCCCAGCGGUAUCCAAGCUCUCAAGUGCGCAGCCAUGUCGCUAAUGGCCAACGAUCCUGGCGAGCUCUCUCUGAGCAAGCUCCUCUCAACUCUCACCCAUACGGUCCAUCCAACCACUUACGUCUUCGCCACGUUCACUGACACCUCCAAUCUACCACCCCUGUCCGAAACGCAGAUGAUCUUCAAGGAGUCCGAGGGAGUCACUGUCAUUGUCAGCAAGGACUACGCAGAGUCACACAAGAUCGAUUACUUCUUCCCUUGCAAAAUGAUCAGUCUCAACGUCACCUCGAGCUUGGAAGCUGUCGGAUUCAUGGCGGUUAUCGCGACGAGACUGGCAGCCAAGGGCAUUGGUUGUAACCCUGUUAGUGGUUUCUAUCAUGAUCAUAUCUUUGUGCCUCUUGGUCGGGAGGAGGAGUCAUCGGAAGUGUUGGUGCGAUUAGCGGCGGAGAAAAGGGAGGAGACUGAGGAGGCAUAAGAACAAGAGCCAUGGAGGAACAAUUAUCAGUCUUGAGGGAUCCUUCGAUGUAAAAGGAUAAGAUCAUGAGAGUCUAUCUAUGUCCAGUAAGCUACUGCCUCCCAGAAGCCAGAGCUAAAUCACCGAGACAUCACUUCAAAAGCCACUUGAUGCUUUCAACAAGAUCUACAGCUGCUUUCUUCCCUUGA